AUGGCGACUACCACCCAUCAUGAUCUAGAAAACAAGGGGCCAACGACCUUGGCCGUGAUGUGGUCAUUGACUGGAAUCACCAUGAUAGUCGUUGCGGCUAGGAUCUUUAUUAGAUCGAGGAUCCUACGAAGCCUUGGAGCAGACGACCAUUUGAUUCUAGUUUCUACGGCGUUUGGAAUCAUUUAUGUUGCAACGAGCACGGCAGAUGUCAUGGCGGGAUACGGGAAGCACACAAGUGUUCUAUCAGACAAUACGCUGGAACGUGUCAUGUUGUUGAAUACUAUAUCCUACGUGUUUGGGGUCUUCUCCUUCACUCUGCCGAAGUUUUCGGUGGCAACCCUUCUGACCCGGCUUCUGAAUCCCGGAUUGCGGCAACGUAUUGUAAUUUGGACGUUGAUUGGCUUGGCAACAGCAGCAGCCUGCGUCAAUAUUGUUCUUCUUUUCACUUUGUGCGACCCACCGGAGGCGAUGUGGAAAAUCAAGUUAGCAGGGGCAAGUUGUAAAGAUGCUGCCAUCCUUAUCUACUACGCCAUCUUCACUGGGGCUCUCUCUGGAUUGACUGACCUGUACUUGGCAAUAUAUCCCAGCACCGUUCUGUGGAAGCUUCAAAUGCCAUUGCCCAGAAAGCUUGCAAUAAGCGCAGCGCUGGGUCUUGGGGCCAUCGCAUCUGCUAUGGCAGUUGUCAAGUGUACCCAGCUUAAAAACCUCGGAGACCGCAUCGACUAUACCUACAGUAAUGUGGAGCUCUCCAUCUGGACCAACGUUGAGGCCAAUAUGGUCGUCAUUGCCUCUAGCAUCCCAACUUUACAUCCUUUACUUAAGGCUAUCAAGGUGAAGUUCGCAUACCAUAGGAGCAGUCUGUCGCAGAGCCGCUACAAGAAGGACAUGAUUCCGUUGAACAGCCAGGCGCUUGAUCAAAGCAAGAAAUCUAAGCUAGUGAGAUCACACUUCGUCACUACGGUUAAUGUCGAUAGUCGGGAAGGUAUCUUGCCGGCUGAUGAUGAACAAAAAGGUCGCAGACCUUUUCAAAUUCGUUGCACAGACGAAGUGACUGUGGAGUAUGGAUACAAGGAAUGA
Molecule: messenger RNA, 1077 nt
Organism: Aspergillus alliaceus
Lineage: Eukaryota; Fungi; Ascomycota; Eurotiomycetes; Eurotiales; Aspergillaceae
Exons: 6
Coding region: 1-1077 (358 amino acids)
Source: RefSeq, a predicted model, not a curated record